CCCUGCUGCCCUUCUCUAUCAUCAGCAACGAGGUGCUGCUCUCCUUCCCCCAGAACUACUACAUCCAGUGGCUGAACGGGUCCCUCAUCCACGGCCUCUGGAACUUGGUCUUCCUCUUCUCCAAUCUGUCCCUCGUCUUCCUCAUGCCCUUCGCCUACUUCUUCACUGAGUCAGAGGGCUUUGCGGGGUCCAAGAAGGGCAUCAUGGCCAGGGUGUAUGAGACCUCGGUGGUGCUGCUGCUGCUGACGCUGCUGGUGCUGGGCAUGGUCUGGGUGGCCUCUGCCAUCGUCAGCGACGAUGCGGCCAGCCGGCAGUCGCUCUACGAUCUCUGGGAAUACUACCUGCCCUACCUCUACUCCUGCAUCUCGCUCUUUGGUGUGCUGCUGCUGCUGCUGUGCACCCCCUUUGGCCUCUCCACCAUGUUCACUGUCACAGGGAAGCUGCUGGUGAAACCUCGGGGCAUCUCCGUGCUCAUCGUUUGCUUCCACGUCCUGGAGCUGCUGCUGGACGAUGCUGCGAUGCCACGAGGCAUCCAGGACGCGUCCCUGGGCCAGGUCUCCUUCUCCAUCUUCGGUUCUUUUGGAGCUGCCCUGCAGGUCAUCCUCAUCUU
Molecule: messenger RNA, 610 nt
Organism: Apaloderma vittatum (bar-tailed trogon)
Lineage: Eukaryota; Metazoa; Chordata; Aves; Trogoniformes; Trogonidae
Product: protein LMBR1L-like
Exons: 7
Biological process (GO): signal transduction; receptor-mediated endocytosis
Molecular function (GO): transmembrane signaling receptor activity
Source: RefSeq, a predicted model, not a curated record